AUGGGCUCAGUAUGUUAGAAAGGUGAUAAUAUAGUGAAUUGGCCAUGUAGAAGCAAUCCGAGAGGUUCCAACCCAAGAACAACUUUCACAAUAAUUCCUGAGGAGGACUCCGUAAUUUACUCUUAAUAGGAUCGGUCGGUUUUUACAGCUAGCUAAUUUUAUCAGAACCCAGAUAGUUAAGUAAUACAAUCUAAAUAAUGUAGAGACAAACAGUAAUCUUAGGAAAUGCAAUUGGUAUAGAUAACAAACUUUAAAUUCUAAAUGUGUACUUAUCUAAACUACUUUCUUCUCAUUCAAUUAAGUAAAUAUGAUGAUCUAUAAUCAGAUUAACAAAUACAAGAAGCAAUUCGUAUGAAGUAUCUUUAACAAACCUUAAUCCUGAAUUGUGUUGUUAUUGUGAAUGGCAUUUAGAGGCAGACAAGUUACCAAUUCGUUCUGGGGAUAAAAUUGAUGUAAUAUGACUUAUAAUGAUUUAGUUGAUUCAUGUUCUGACAGGAAGAUAUCUUAUGGCAACAGAGUUGGAUGAAGAGGGCGUAGUCUUUUGUGGCUAUGGUUCUAGUAGAUGUUGGACUAUUGAAUUUGAUGAUAACAUAUUAAAAGAUGGAGCAAUAUUUGAAUUGAAACAUAAUGAAAUUACUAAAUACUUAUCUUUCAUUAAUAAAAAAGCAUCAUUAUCACAUAAUAGAUAGGUUUGCUUAAAUGAUAAUGAAGGGAAGAAUAACUAUUGGAAAUUAGUUUUGAUUUGA
Paramecium pentaurelia is the source of this 746-nucleotide messenger RNA. Lineage: Eukaryota; Ciliophora; Oligohymenophorea; Peniculida; Parameciidae. The record is from the annotation of a GenBank genome assembly.